AUGGGCAAUCUACGGUGUCGUGGGCUUGCCCUCGCGUUUUUCGCUUACAAUCGAGGUUUGCCGCUCCUCAUCCGAUCUGCCUUCUAUCCUAUAUUCGGCGACCGGAUAUGGGGCUGGCCCGGACAUAUCAUUGAUACCUUCGCCAUAUUCGCAGGAAUUUUUGGACUCGCAACCUCGCUCGGUUUGGGGGUCCGACAGGUAACCUCCGGCCUUGACUAUCUGUUUGGGAUUCCGGCGAACGGUCUCACCAUGGUCCUCCUUAUUGUAGGGAUUACCGCCAUCGCGAUGGCUUCGGUGAUGACAGGGAUUAACGUCGGGAUCAAACGUCUCAGCCAAUUCAACAUGAUUCUCGCCUUUGUUUUGCUAUUGGCUGUUAUCGUCCUCGGGCCGACACUCUACAUUUUCCGCAGUCUCUUCUCUGGACUUACCACUUAUGUCAUGAAGAUUGUGCCGCUCAGCAACUGGAUCGGGCGCGGAGACACCGACUUCUUUCACGAUUGGACAACGUUCUACUGGGCGUGGUGGAUCGCUUGGGCACCGUUCAUCGGCACAUUCAUCGCUCGCAUUUCCAAGGGACGCACGGUUCGCGAGUUUGUCAUCUUCGUUCUGCUUCUACCAACGUUGCUAUGUUUAAUCUGGUUUAGUGCCUUUGGUGGCACUGCUAUCCACCAGUUCCUCACUGCGGGUUACACGGGCGUAACCGAAAAAGUUGAGACAUAUAAUUACGAACUCGCACUCUUCAAAAUGUUUGAGGAACUCCCGUGGGCAACGUUGCUUUCCUGUAUCGGUAUGACGUUGACAAUCAUCUUUUUCGUUACCUCGUCGGACUCCGGAUCCCUGAUUAUUGACAUCAUUGCGGCGGGCGGCAAAGUUGACGCACCGAUACCACAACGUGUGUUCUGGUGUACCGCAGAAGGCUUAGUCGCUAUCGCACUACUACUUGGCGGAGGGUUAAAGUCCUUACAAGCGGCCUCCCUCGCAACAGGUUUCCCUUUCGCGAUUGUGCUAUUGGGAAUGGCUGCCUGCCUCUGGGUUGGGCUUAAUAGAGAAGUAAGGGAAUCACGCUAA
Messenger RNA from Geodia barretti, 1068 nucleotides. The record is from the annotation of a GenBank genome assembly. Lineage: Eukaryota; Metazoa; Porifera; Demospongiae; Tetractinellida; Geodiidae.